Anolis sagrei ordinatus is the source of this 2759-nucleotide messenger RNA. RefSeq names its product protein NKG7. Gene Ontology annotation, cellular component: plasma membrane. NCBI's taxonomy places the organism in Eukaryota, Metazoa, Chordata, Lepidosauria, Squamata, Anolidae. The record is from RefSeq and is a predicted model, not a curated record.
ACUGCAUUGAGCUGGAUUAGAUGAGUCUACACAGCAUUCUGAAAUGUAGAUCUGGCCAGUAAUUCAGUUUCACUAGGAAACAAGAUUAAACCGACUUCUUAUAAAAGAUGCAUAAAAGGUAAAAGAAUAAAGCACUGUGAACCCAAAUGACUAUGCCAAAGGGAUUCCUAAGAUCAUCAGAAUUAUGUUUUCUGAUGGUCUUUGGCGACCACUCUGAAACCCCCCUCGCAACCCCCACAGGGUCCCUACCCCCAGGUUGAGAAACACUGCUUUAGUGGGAAAUAGCUUUUCCCCACAAAAAUCACACCUAUGUGGCCAGGAUAGUGGAAGAAUUAGUGUUAAAAAUGCUGCGGCAUAACAACUAGAAAAGUGUGAGAUGACAGGAGGGCGACUUAGGCACAGGAAAUACAGUAGAGAAAGGGGGGUUUGCACGUUCAGCUGAGACAGAUUAAAGAGAGAAUGAACAUAUAGCCCAGAGAGAGAGAGAGAUAAGCUCAGUUUUGGUAGCUCUUUCUGUCUCAAUUCUUUGAAACCAACAGCUCUGGGCCAGCAAACCUCAGACCAGCAGCAAACAUCACACUCUUUGGUUCCCAGCAGCCUCUUUCCAAAGCGGUCUUUCUGCAAGAAGAUUCAGGCCAGAACCCAGCCCAAAGAUACCUGAGACGCUCACCUUGACCUUUUCAAGGAUGCUGGCUUGCAGAGUCUUCAGCAUGGUGCUGACAACCACUAGCUUGGCCCUCCUGUUGUUGGCAUUGAUCACAGAUUACUGGCUAGUGGCCAAUGAUUCAAAAGAUACUGUGCACAGUGGGCUCUGGAAAUGGUGCAGAGAUGGAAGCUGCUUUACUCCAAAUGUGACUUUUGACUAUAUUCUAGCCACACGGGCAUUCUUGAUCAUGGCCUGUCUGAUGUCCCUGGCUGCGGUCAUUGUUCACAUUGCCUUCUUCGCACCCUGUGAUUGUGGAAUUUUGGACAAGCCCUUCUUUGCAUUGGUGGCUGCCUUCACAGCUGGACUGUUCACUCUCAUAGCCGUCACUGUAUUCACUGCUGAAUCUUGGGACAAGAAUGAGGACCAGCAAAUCCAGCUCACAUUCGAAUGGUCUUUCUACCUUGCCUGGGGAGCAUUUCCCAUGCUACUGCUGGCUGGUAUACUCAGCCUUGUUGUCCUCCUGUGCUCUUCGCGUUCCGGCUACGACAAUAUUUGAACACUUGGAUCUCAAAAUACAAUGGCAACUGUGCAGUGAAACCACAGUGAAAAUCACUGGCUUCCAUGGCAAUUCGUUUUGAUAAAACUUUGGAAUAUUCACCCCACUUUACCUCUGUGUCAAGGACCAGAAGUCUCUGGAUGUCAUAAAGACAUGAGCUCUGGACCACUUUAGGUUUUUUGAGCUUGUAUAUAAAGUCCUAAGGCACUGAAACCUAUGCAUUUCUAUCUUCUGAAAGAGAAUUAAGCACUUUGGACAGCUCUUUCAAUGGUGAGAUUCAUCACCUUAUUGUUAGUGGUUGCCACUGGCCCAAAAUAGAGAAAACCAGGGUCAUUUUCAUGCCAAUCAAAUCCCUGCUUAUCCUUUGUUUCUGCUCCAUUUCCAAACCAUCUGCACUGUCUUCUACACAGUAGUAAUUUUCCAGCUGUCUCAUUUUCUUUUCUUUGGUUUGUCGGCCAAAGCCUUAACCAUGGAACUCCUGCAUAGUGAAUAGAAUAUGUUAAUUUUUCCAAAUUUGGAAACAAUAGAUGUUUUCCAUUCUAUUCCGAAAUAUGUAUCAGUUUAGAGCUUGGGUCCUCAGAUGUUAGUCAACCAGCUCCCAGAAACUGCAGAUAGCCUGACCAAUGGUCACGUAUUUUGAUGGGCUACUGUGUCUUUAAGUCAUAGAAUCAUAGAGUUGGAAGAUACCUCAUGAGCCAUCCAGUCCAACCCUAUUCUGCCAAGAAGCAGGAAAAUUGCAUUCAAAGCACCCCCGACAGAUGGCCAUCUAGCCUCUGUUUAAAAGCCUCCAAAGAAGAAGCCUCCACCACACUCUGGGGCAGAGAGUUCCACUGCUGAACAGCUCUCACAGUCAGGAAGUUCUUCCUCAUGUUCAGGUGGAAUCUCCUUUCCUGUGGUUUGAAGCCAUUGUUCCGCAUCCUAGUCCCCAGGACAGCAGAAAACAAGUUUGCUCCCUCCUCCCUAUGACUCCUGGAAUGUGGUGGAGGCUCCUUCUUUGGAAGCUUUUAAACAGAGGCUGGAUGGCCAUCUGUCAGGGGUGAUUUGAAUGCAAUAUUCCUGCUUCUUGGCAGGGGGUUAGACUGCAUGGCCCAUGAGGUCUCUUCCAACUCUUUGAUUCUAUGAUUCUAUGACUUCCCCUCACAUAUUUAUACUUGGCCAUCAUUUCUCUUCUCCACCUUUUCUUCUGAAUGCAAACAUGCCCAGCUCUUUAAGCCGCUCCUCAUAGGGCUUGUUCUCCAGACCCUUGAUCAUGUAAAGAAUCAAGUAAAUAAUUCCUGUUUCUCCUCCUUUAAAUUCUUUCAAAAUAAAAAAUGACACAGUGGAAAUAUUACAUGUAAUAAGUAUAUGUGUUAAACUAAUGUAAUAAUCUGUGGUUAGGAUAGGCCUGUGUCUGUUUCCUGUGCAUUGCUAUUUUUUAAUGCUAUUUUGAUAUUCAGAGGUGUUUCUAUGUGACCUUAUCCAAAAUGCACAAUUUAUGUGACGAACCAAUCUGGAGCUAUUGGAAAUGUUCACAUCUUUGCAUAUUCUGAGUUGGUCUAAUAAAGAUACUUUAAUGCA